CAAACUGAAACAGCUUUGAGCAGUUCAACAGUGGCGCGUGCUUCCGUCCCAAGAUCAGCUGACACGAGCAUGCGGAAGAAGUAAAUUAGAAACGUUAAGUUCACACGGAGUCUAGUUUAAAAGUACAUUUAAAAAACAAAGCAAACAUUUCAGUCCCAGGAGCAGAACAUACUGGGGAUUUGUGGUUGUCGCCCUUCAUUGCUUGAUUUUGUUUUUUGCGAACUGUCAUUUGGCUACAAUGGCAUACAACGAGUCAAUGGUUGUAGUGAAUGGAAGUCAGGUUUCCUGCAUUGGGCAUGAUUGGGAAGAUAUUCCAGAUUUUCUUGGAGGGAAAUAUGGAGAUUUGGCAAGAAGAUUAGAUCUCAGCUUCAAUUGUUUAAGGUCACUGGCAGGCCUGAAAGCAUUCACCCAACUGGAAGAGCUGAUUGUGGACAACAAUCUUCUAGGAAAUGACCUCUGGUUGCCAGGGUUACCGCACCUCCAUACCCUGACACUCAAUAAGAACCAAAUCACUGACAUCGAGGGCCUGCUGGAGCAUUUGGUGGAAGUGACGCCAGCCCUGGAAUACCUGAGCCUUCUGGGAAAUGAGGCUUGCCCCAACCAGCUGGUCAGCAUGGAUAAAGACGAGGACGAUUAUCAGAGAUACAGGUACUUUGUACUACAUAAACUGACAAAUCUGAAGUUUCUGGACACCAGGAGAGUGACCCAGUCGGAGCGGUUAGAGGCUGAAGCACGUGGAGCUUUCAUGAAGGUGGUCAAGCCGAAAAAUGACCAAGAUGGCGGCAGUGAUCCGAAGUGUGAAUCCACCAGCACGCUCUACACCCCUCUACCACGAGGAUCCAGAGAUGCCAGAAACCACAAAGGGGUUUUCACCAAGUGCCGUUAUGUCUACUACGGCAAGCACUCAGAGGGCAAUCGAUUCAUCCGCAAUGACCAGCUCUGAUGGACAGACGGGUCAAUGGACAGACACGCAUGGGGGCUUUAAAAAGAUCUGCCGCAUAUUAUUAUAAAUAUACAUGUUGCCACAUUUUAAGUAGCCAAACACAGCCCUCUAGUGCCGUCUGCUGAGUGUACCUUCCCUGCCACUUCCCAUCGCUCUCGCUCCGUCUGAGCACUGCCAUCCACAUUGACAUGAUUGCCUUUAAGCAGCCCCGCUGUUCCACGGUGACAGACACACACCAAGUGCUCGUCCUGACAGCUGCCGCUCCAUGAUGGAUUGCCUGGUCCAAUUGCUGCUCUCCUCGGGUCAAAGGUCCCACCUGAGGCUGCAGUCUGCCCACACGGAGGCACAGGAUGAGCUCCUUUCAAAGUCAAAGCUAAAGUUAAAGAGAAACAUUGGGAGAAAGUGUGGCUUUUGUUUUAGUUUGACACUUUAUCCAUUAUUAAAAGAUUACUUUAAUACUUUACUGGCCCCAAAAAGUAUUUGGACACUUAUAAAUGAAUUUGCAUUGCAUUAUAAUUUAUAAUUAUAUAUAAAAAUAUAAUUGCAGCCUUUGCAUUAUAUAGCCAAAUAUCUCAACCAGAUGGCAUGUAUUUGAAUGAAAUAUAGCACAAAAACACUUUUUUAAGCAAACCAUUUGUCAAAAAAAGUAAAAAAAAAAAAAAAAGGUUUUGAUAAUAAAACAAUAGAGAUAUUGUUUAAAAUUGAUAUUUUGAUAAAUAAUCAAUAAAAAAUAUUUGAUAAAUAUUUUGCCAAACUUAAUAGAACAUAUACGUAAUGUGAUGAACUACACCUGUGGUUACUCUGCUAGGACACCUGUGUGAACUUGAGGGGAAUUAACAUCACACAUCCACUAAAAAUCAGCUGGAGACCAGUUUGUUAUAUUUAAUUGUAAACAUGUCUAGAAAAGUGUUAGAUACAGAUGUUAGAAGAGGAAAAAGUUAGAAAAGGGUUGAAGUUAGAUUUGUUAUGUAAUCUGAUAAAAAAAAAUAAUUAAAAAUUUUAAAUGAAAGUUAAAAGAAUUCAGAAGUGUCCAGAUAUUUUUGGAGGCCAGUGGGCCACUGUAAUAUCAAAUUGAGUCACAAUUAAAACAUAAACGCUAAGUAAAAUAAACCCAUAAGAUUAAGCUCAGGACUAUUACACAUGAUAAUGUAUUUAAUUGCAUUUUAUUCUAAAAUUUUUUUUUUUUUUUUUUUUUAUUACAAAAAUUCCUGCCUGUUAAUUAGUACAAAUCGUUUCUUUCAAAUAUCUAUUAUUUUUUUCUUUUUUCUUUUAUUUUACAUGUAUGCUUAAACGAUUAGAAUCUCUAUUGACUGUUUUCAGUGAUUGUUUUCCGAAAUGUAGCUGAGAGGCACUUCCAGGCUCUGUGCCAUGUGUGCUGUAUGUUUGCAUGUGUGUGAUGUGCAUGUGCAUGUCGUGUGUGAAGUUUGUGUGUUGCGGGGGCAGUUGUUGCAGUGCAGGAGCCUGGAGGAGCUGUGAAAGAGAGAGGUAAUGAGCUUUGCUUUAUUUCACUCUUUCUCUGGAGGAAGAGAGCAAAGAAAGACAGCAGCUCUGCCAGUGAAAUGGAGGACGACGAUGACGUGUGUACUGUUUGUAUCGGGAAAGUCAACAACUUUCUGUCUUUUUGAUUGUUUCCUCUUUAGUUUUGGACCUUUUCACAAUAUAAUGACUUCCUCUUUCUUUUUUUUUUUUUUUCAGAAAAUCUAUAUACAAACAGCGUUUUCAAAAUUGCAUGUUAUAAACAGUGUAUUGUAUACUGGAAUUAUUGUAUAUGUAGUACUGCACUAUAACUGAUCAUGAAAUGUUGAUUUUGUUGUUGAUUAAAUGUCUUAAUAAAGCAAUAAAGUGAUUUGAACAAAUUUGAACAUCUGAUCUAUU
Messenger RNA from Myxocyprinus asiaticus (Chinese sucker), 2818 nucleotides. It is a transcript of the gene lrmda, whose product is annotated as leucine rich melanocyte differentiation associated. The transcript has 7 exons. Gene Ontology annotation, biological process: melanocyte differentiation. The record is from RefSeq and is a predicted model, not a curated record. Lineage: Eukaryota; Metazoa; Chordata; Actinopteri; Cypriniformes; Catostomidae. The coding region runs from base 239 to 943 and encodes 234 amino acids. Gene Ontology annotation, molecular function: protein binding.